CUUAUAUGAAAUUACUAUACUUUGCUAUUGUAUCUUGUCAAUGUUGCAGUCAAGGACAGAGGCACGCAAACAACAAUGGCCAGCGUGGAAGGUGAAGCAGUUCCAAUCUACAUUAAACAAAACGAUGACCAAGUACAUCGGAUUGUAAAACAUAAUAUUUUAAAAAUACUCUCUCAGGAUGGAGUGGAUGAUUGCAAAAUUAUGAUACUGUCUGUGACUGGAGCUAUGCGUGAAGGGAAAUCGUUUAUUCUAAAUAUGUUUAUCAGAUUUCUUGAAUCCGGACGAUCUGACAAUUGGAUGAAUAGUAAUGACGCCCACCUAACUGGAUUUUCUUGGCGAGGCGGUACAAAAUCUAAUACAAUGGGGAUAUUAAUGUGGAGCAAACCAUAUUUUUCAACUCUACUGGACGGAACAAAGGUUGCAAUCUUUCUCAUUGACACUCAAGGAGCAUUUGAUAAUGAAAAUGAUCUCACUCAAAGUUCAAAGAUUAUAACAAUGAGUCUUGCAAUAAGUUCACAUAUGAUUUACAACGUAAACAAAUGUUUGCGAAGCGAUAAAUUAGAAUUUUUCGAGAUGUUCGUAGAACAUGCUAGAAUGGCUGAAGGUCUUCACGGCAAAAGUUUUUUUCAGGCGUUGCUGUUUUUAAUUCGUGAUUGGGCAGAUCGUGAUGAACAUAGCUGCGGUGCCAAGGGCGGAGAAAAUUAUGUUGAUGAUCAACUUAGUAGAGGGUCACAAGAUAACGUCAGAAAGGAAAACUUUAAAAAAAUGUUCGAGCAAGUUGGGGGAUUUCUAUUACCUCACCCUGGAAAGAAAGUUGCGCAAAGCAAACAAGAACAAUUCAAUGGCGCCUUUGAGGACAUAAGUUCAGAUUUCAGACAACAUUUGGACGAGUUGGUACAUUUUUUAUUCGAUCCAGAUAAAAUAUCAUUAAAAAAAUUUAAUGACAAACCAAUUCAUGGACGAGAAUUAGCAGAGUUUGCGUUGCAAUUUUCGAAAAUGUUGGAAAGUGAUAAUCUGCCAACCCCCAAAGACUUUGUAGAGGCACAGAUUGAGGCUGCUAAAAAUAAUCUGGUCAUCGAGUUUAGAAACAAAUUCAAAAGCAAAAUGAAGCAGAAUAUGGGCGAGAGCCCAUUUCUGAAGAACACUGAAUUUGCACAAAUGGCCAAAAGUGCAGAAAACGAAAUAAUCGCAGAGCUGGAAGGCAGGGCUUUUUACGGUGGUGAUGAAUCGAAAAAAGAGGCUAUGGAAUCGGUGAAACUGCACAUCAAGAACGACAUUGGAGAACUUUCUGAUCGGAAUCUAGCAAUAGAAGCCGAGUGUAGAAUAGAUUACGACAAAUAUAUAGACGAAAAGAAAAAGGAGCUUUCGGAUAUUUUGCGGAAGAAAUUUUCACACUAUGUCGAAGAAAUUAAAAUAAAAGAUUUAUGUAAAGAAUACGAAUCAGUUAUUCUUGGAAAACAUUUUGAUGGCAUUAAACGUAGAGUUGAAGAUUUUGAAGCAGAGUACACUUCGAAAAUCAAAAACAUGAUAAAACAAUUAUGUGAUGAUGUCGUUUUACAAAACACAAACAAUCUGAAAGUGAUGCAACAAUCUCUGGAUCUUCAAAUAAACGAUAUCUACGAAGAGGCAAAAGUAAAGUUAUCUGAAAUUCUGCAGCAACAAAAUAUUAAAGAUUCAUCUCAAGCUGAUUUAAUUUUGAAACAAAUAGUGGAUGACACAACCGAGGAAUCGGUGUUAGCAGACAUUCCAAAAACAAUAUUUAAGGAUUGGAAAAUAAAGUUACGUACAAAAUUGGAAACACUUUGUGAUUUGGCAUCAACAAUCAUCACUCGAAAUAAAGAAAACGAUGAAAUGCAAAUUUCUGAAAAACUUGACGAAUUGGGGAAAUACUUCAUUAUACAAGUCGUAAAGCUAACAGACAAAAAAGUGAAAAGUAAGCCUCAGCUGGAAAAAAUUCGCCAAAAUUCUGCUGAAAAGACAAAGAAAACACUCUCGGAUAUGGAUUUGAGUGAAUAUAUAAAAAAUCAAUGUCUGGAACGAUUGGGUGCGAUUUUAGAAAACAAAUUCAAAACCAUCUUGGAAGAGAAUCAACAAAAACAGAAAGAUUUCCAUGAACUUUGCAGUAUGGAAUUGGAAACAUGUUACAAUUGGGCACAAAAUGAAUUAAACGAUAAAUGUGGAAAUGAUGUCAAAAACGAAAUAGAUAUUAAGGCAAUUCACAAGAAAAUUAGACUGGAAGCUUUGGAUAAAUUCACAAAAGCUGUUUCCGACGGACCAAUGGAUCUUUAUCGUAGUUCGAGGGAAAAUUUGAAAACCAAGUUGAACAUAUUACUUUCUGAAACAAUUGAAGAACAUGAAAGCAGAAGGAAAAGAAUACUUGAGGAGCUUUCAAAGUUUACUAAAGAGAGAAGACAGCAAUAUACAGAAAAAAUGAAAAAGGCUCUGGAUCAGCCCGACCCGGUGGAAUUGGAAAAUCUCAAAAAGCUUCACAUGAAAUGCAAAUCUGAUACGCUAAAAGAAUAUGCUGAAAAUUCAAAAAGAAUGCCGGAUAUCUUGAUUUCCGAGAAGAACAAAGAUUUAAAUAGGAUGCUGGAAGGAGAAUUUGCAAAGUUACAAAAAAGUAACAUGGAUAAAUUGAAAAUGCAGAAAGGAAAAGAAGCUGAUUGCAUACAAGAAUGUAUUAAAAUUUACAAUCAAGAAAUGGAAAAGGCCUGCAAAGAUUUGAUGGAUGAUUUAUAUAUAGAAGAAAGCCACAAUGAAUCCCAACAAAAAUCAUUUGAUCGUAUGCAACAUAUAUCAGCGCAAUUCACGAGCCAAAUGCAUAACAGAGUAAACGCAGAAUUACAAAAAAUGAUUCGUGAAAAAAAGGAGCACCACCGGAAAAUUGCGAAUAGUAAUAAAAAUAAAGCCCGCAAGAAAUCCGCCUCGAUUUUGAACGGAGUAAAAUUGGAAUUCCAACGAUCCUUAGAAACUAAAACUGGGGGGAACGCGUGUACAGAAGAAAACUUGAGAAAAUAUUUUUCUGAGGCUGAGAAAAAAUCCGAGGAAUAUUUGAAGCGGAUGAAUAUUAGUCAAGUCGAGCGGCAAUUUUGCCAACAAAAUCUGCAAGAUACUUUUGACAAGUGGAAAGAGGAAUUUUGUGACCGGAAUAAACGUGCCGAGGCAGAGUUGCACAGGAGCUGUAAAAUAUCCUUGGAUAAAGCCAAAAGAAUCUACAGACAGCAUAUUAAAAAUGUCAAGAAAGAUCAAGACAAUGAUGACUUGAAUCCACACCAUUACCGUGCUAAUGACGAAGCAAUGUCUUCAUUUGAUUUGGAUCUUUUGAGGGGAAACGAGGAAAUCGUUAGAAAAUAUAAAAUUGACCUGGAAGAAUGGAUCAAAACGGAAUGGAGCUUCUUCCUCAAUCAUGGGGAACUGCAGGUCGUUCAAGAACGUGAAGAAUCUGUCAGAGAGACAAGUCAGUGCAAUUGCUGUAAUGCUGUAGAAGCAAUAUUGAAGCACGUUGAACAAAUAAAAUCAGACAUUGAAAUUGUUAAACAGCAACAAGCGAAUCUAAAAGACGAAUUAUCUGAGCUUUCGACAAAAAUUGGAAAAUGACGAAAAUAUUUAUUUAGAUAAUGAUAAUUCAUUGAACAUGAUCUCUGAAUAUGAGAAACAGCUGACAAAUUUUUGUUGCAUAUAUAAUCAAGGAAUGGUGUGGUCACCAUAAAAACGUACGUUUGCUAUGGCAGUAGAUAUACUAAAGCAGAUAGAAGGGGUUUAUUCAAGCUACUGCAGAUAAAUCAUCAACUCCAAGGCCCAAGCAAUUUGUACCUGCUGUUGAUAAACUUAUGUCACACACUGUAAAAAAAAUUGUGAAUUUACAGCCAUCUCUUUUUAAAAAAUACGCGAGUUUGUCGGUAUAGCUCAUAAUUUAUACGCGCUGACAAACUAAUGUCGAUAUUGUAAAACUGUUAAUAAACUUAUGCCCUAGCCAACAUAUAUAUAGUCGGUAUAGCCCACAAUCUCUACGAGCUAUAGCUGACAAACUAAUGUAUCGUAAAACUGUAAUUGCCAUUGUGUACGACUGCACCCUGUUAAGCAUUUGCAUUCUGGCCACCAUCAAUCUGUUUGCAGUAUAUGUGUUAUGUUUUCUAAUGACAUCUCGUGUACCAAGUUUAUUAUUUUCAUUACGUGCCCUAUCACACUUGUGUCAUGCACAAGGAAAACAUUUAUCUCUAGUAUGUCUGUCUUUAGUAUAUAUGGAGCACUUGGCUAUAACACAGUACGAAUGCCCUAAUAAGGUAGCCCAAAGAUUACCCAACUCAAUACUGAUAGUUUAUGUUAUUGGCCUACAUGUAUUUAAACUCGCUUUUAUUGAAAGUAUAUACAGGUAAUGUUUUUGUUUAAAAGUGUAUUGGCGAUUUAUUAACAUGGGUUUUUGAGUAAAAUGCUAAUUAGCCCGCCACGAGAGAUUCGAGUAAUUUUGUUAACUCAGUAGUAUAUCACUCAUAAUUCGCUAUUGUUCGAGGCACAUAAACAGACUUCAACAAAGUUCUGCUUUAAUUAAAUCCAAAGCUGUGCAAAACCUUGUUUCGAGACAAAUCAACAAAAACUAAUUUAAAGAACAGCAAAACUGACUAA
Messenger RNA from Styela clava, 4623 nucleotides. The record is from RefSeq and is a predicted model, not a curated record. Lineage: Eukaryota; Metazoa; Chordata; Ascidiacea; Stolidobranchia; Styelidae.